AAGAAAAUUAAAUCGAGUACGUAGUAGACUGAUAUAUAAAGCUCACAUAUAUAGUGCAAAGUGUAUAAGAAAGAUGGGAAGAUCAGCAGAAUUUGAUGAUAUGAGUGGGCUAAAAAAAGGUCCUUGGACUCCUGAAGAAGAUCAAAAGCUAGUUGAUUACAUACACAAAAAUGGCCAUGGAAAUUGGAGAGCUCUUCCUAAACUUGCUGGACUUAAUCGCUGUGGAAAAAGUUGCCGCCUUAGGUGGACUAAUUAUCUCAGGCCUGAUAUCAAGAGAGGCAAAUUCUCUGAAGAUGAAGAAAAACUUAUCGUCAAACUCCAUUCUCUCCUUGGUAACAAAUGGUCAGCAAUUGCAACACGUCUACCAGGACGAACUGAUAACGAGAUCAAGAAUUACUGGAAUACUCAUUUAAGAAAGAAACUUCUGCAAAUAGGAAUUGACCCUGUAACUCAUAGGCCAAGAACUGAUCAUAUCAACCUUUUUAAUGCCUUAAUUGGAAAUUUGCCUCCUCAACUUCUUGCUGCUAUUACUUCCAAUUAUAUCAAUAUUAAUAAUAUUGAUAUGAAUAUUCUCACCAACUUCUUGUUUUCAGAUACGGCUCAAUUGGUUCACCAAAUCCAAUUGUUAAACAACUCUAGCUUAUUAGUUAAUUCUCUAAUUAGAAAUGCCACUACAACAACUUCUCCAUUAAAUAUAGAAGCUUUGAACCAAAUUUUAGGGUCACAGAAUCAGAUUCAAGAGUACAACUCUACCUUAAUGAAUAACCAGGAAUUUCUAUCCAGCAGCAGUAGUGACUCAUUAAUUGAUUUUGGUCUCAAUUCCUCAAAUGUACAUGCAGAAUUCACACAUGCAAAUAAUUUUUCUGGUAAAUUAGAUUAUCAGGAAAUUAAUGACACUAAAUUAGGAGGUGAUCAACUGAUUCUGAGUGGCACAUGUAGCACGUCAUCAAGUGUUACUGGAAGUGAAAAUCAAACGAAAAAUAUCUGUAAAAUACCUAACGAGAAUACGAGCGAUAUUUACCCGAAACAAGAACUGAUAAUGCAGCCUUCAUCUGCAUCAACGUCCACCUUUGAAGCCUGGGAACAAAUUAUGGGUGAUGAAGAAGCUAGCGACUCUUACUGGACAGACAUCAUUGACCAAGCUUCAAGCUCUCCAUGACCGCUAUUCACCUUGAAUUGCUUUGGAUGCAUAUUAGAGCGACGGAAUAUUGAGACACUUUCUUUUUUUGCUGCUACCAUUUUUUGUUUUUUUUUAUUCGGUAAAUUAAAAUAUUUUGAAUUCUUUUCAUCAAUUGGCGUGCAGUUUCUGGUUUCCAUUGUAUCUG
Molecule: messenger RNA, 1325 nt
Organism: Nicotiana attenuata
Lineage: Eukaryota; Viridiplantae; Streptophyta; Magnoliopsida; Solanales; Solanaceae
Product: transcription factor MYB39-like
Exons: 3
Coding region: 74-1159 (361 amino acids)
Source: RefSeq, a predicted model, not a curated record